Molecule: messenger RNA, 996 nt
Organism: Dujonia railenensis
Lineage: Eukaryota; Fungi; Ascomycota; Pichiomycetes; Serinales; Debaryomycetaceae
Source: the annotation of a GenBank genome assembly
AUGGCUCUUUACAACGAGGAAAUGUCUUUGGACAAAAUCACCCACCAUAAUGAUAGUCUUGAGUCGUCGCAUUUAAACCCCAUAAACGAGAUUGCGUUUGGGGCCAUAUCUGGGAUGUUUGGGAAAGUGGUAGAGUAUCCAUUCGACACCGUUAAGGUGAGAUUGCAGUCUUCUAGUAACUAUUCCAUUUCUACAGUAGGCUGCAUAGCUCAAACGUAUAGAAACGAGGGGAUAAUCAGGGGCUUUUACCAGGGUAUUAGAGCGCCUCUCUUAGGUGCAUGUCUUGAAACUGCUAUUUUAUUCGCUUCCUAUAACGCAACCUCGCAUUUUUUCAUAAACCACUACCGAUUGAAAAGCGACCGAGAGUUGCCGUUGUGGACCAAAUGUGUAAGUGGUGGGUUUGCGGGAUUCACUGCAUCGUUUGUGUUGACGCCAAUCGAAUUGGUCAAGUGUAAAUUGCAAGUGCAGAAUGUGAAACAGUCCGGUCCCAUCUCCACCACCACCUCCUCCUCCUCCUCCUCCUCCGGUAGCCCCAAAAAUAUAUACUCAACUGUAAUUAGAAAAAUUCUCGCCAAUGAAGGUGUGAGUGGGUUGUGGCUGGGAUUGUCAAGCACAUUGAUUAGAGAAGUCUUCGGUACCGCAAUCUGGUUUAGCACCUAUGAGUACAUGACUCAAGUGUUUAGAGAGAGAAGAAUUGCAAAAGGAGGUGAUGAAAACGCUGAGAAUAGUGACGCUGAAUUGAUGUUCAGUGGUGCAUUGGCUGGUGUGCUAUUUAAUUUCUCAACUUUUCCAGUAGACACCAUCAAAUCAAACAUUCAAACUAAUGAUUUCGACAAGGCUUCCUCGAGCUUGCUUAAAGUAGGUAAGUACAUUUGCCAGCAACCUGGCGGCAUGAGAAACCUUUACAAUGGGCUUGGAAUAACCUUGGUCAGAGCAGCUCCUGCUAAUGCUAUAAUCUUUUACGUGUAUGAGCUUUUGAAAAGAAACUACGGGUAG